ACCGACCUCUCCAAAGCAAGACAAUUUUUGGAAGUCAUGAACAGAGGCCAUCCUGAAUACGGCUGCUUCAUCUCCCGCGAUAAAACCUUGACCAACUUCGACCACGAUACUCAAAUCGCCAACAUCAUUGAACCCAAGCAAGGAUGUACGCAUCGCUAUUCAUGA
Molecule: messenger RNA, 165 nt
Organism: Stereum hirsutum FP-91666 SS1
Lineage: Eukaryota; Fungi; Basidiomycota; Agaricomycetes; Russulales; Stereaceae
Exons: 2
Source: RefSeq, a predicted model, not a curated record